CUCCGAACCGAGCAGAAACAGAGCAGAGCACGGGACUCCUGCUCCUGGCUUCCCUUGAACUCUAUAGCGAUCGUAACUUUUUUCCGACCACUUCUUUGCCACUCUGAGCAAAGUCUACGCGUCCCAACAGAUCUGGGUCUGCGAGGUAUGGCGAUGAGACUUACAUGGACGAAGUUGGAAAACUUUUGCUGACGUUAAAGUGGAGUUGGUCGCCUCGCUAAAGGCAUUGUGGAUUACUGAAACACAGCAGAACUAACUGCGGGGUGACCUUUGGCGUCUGUUUAUUGGGGGUAAGAUUAUGUUUCCAUGAUAGUUGCUCUUUAAUAGAUUACAUUACACUUGUGUUGAAACAGGUAGUGAUAGUUCACGGCAAUGAGACCCUGAGGAGCCUACUAAUUGAAGGUUCAAACGAGUCCAUGCUGUCAGAAUAUACAUAUUUGACAGUGUAAAGUUACAUGUCAAAAUACUUAGACUACUGUCAAAGUGAAAAUAUAGAAUAGCAUAUCCCAGGGAUCAUCAACUAGAUUCAGCCGCGGACCGAUUUGUUCUUCAGCGGAUGGUCAGGGGCCGGAACAUAAUUACGAAUAAUUUGUAGACUGCAAAUUGACUGCAAUGAGCCCAAACAGAUAUCAUAUUUGACUAAAACGUAAUCAUUUAAAACCUUUCUUACGUUUGUAUAAGGUCACAUAUAUAUUUAUAUUACGCGUGGGAAUAAUUUGGAACAGAUUUCCUCAAUUUAAAUCACUUGGAGCUGAUUUGCUGUUAAAAAAAAAAAGUAUUUUAUGUCCAACAAUAAAAAAUAAAAAAGUAAAUAAAUAAAUACAUUGGUGGGCCAAAUAAAAUCACAGGACCGCCAGUUGGGGAACCCUGGCCUAUAAGACACAACAUCUAUUGCUUGUCAUUAAACUAUUACGCAAAGGCUAUAGGUUAUUGUAAAACUACAAAUAUCCUUAUCAACAGCAUGCUGACCGGGAGUUUUGUUGCACCUGCCCAUUUCUGACAAAUACCCACCUCACCACGACUUUAAGACGAACUGUUUAUGCCCUUCAUCUCAUUCGCGAGUAAAGAGCUGUCCUAUGCUUGUGAACAUAAAAUUGUCUAAGAACAAGGACCAAAGUCUGCUCUUUCCUUUCUCUGUCCACAUGUGAACGUAUAGCUACCUAUAGGUUCACACACAGUAGCCUGUUUUAAGCAACUCAAUGAUCUGUACGUUAAUAACCUAGCAUUUACUCACUGACUCUAAACCGUGUUAGAAUAAGUCAUUCCAUUGGCUAAAGUAAAAUAACGUGGAAAACAGCUUAUAUUGGGUAAAAUUCGAUUAUUAUGAAUGAGUCAUACUUUUCAGACGAAGGGUUGCCAGUCCUCGCUGGUUUUUAUGCACAGUGGUAUGCUACUACAGUAACUUAUAGAAAAGUGAAACUCAAGAGGAGCACUAUUUACACCUCAAACCACACUGCCUGAACGGUAGCAGUAAAUGGGACGCUGUAAAAAUAUAUAAAUAUUUUAAAUUAAUGUUCACCCAGUCUAAAGUUUAGCAAUUUACGCAAGAAGGUGAACAUUUAAAUUGUUUGAGACGAGCACUAUUUAUUUACACCUCAAAACCACACUGUAAACGAAGUAUUGUGCAUGGAGAGAGUUGCACCGUGAGCUUGUUCGUGGGUUUGGAAAGCAUUACUUUACAACUUGGUGUCAUACACCACUUGUGCAUGUAACCCUCAGUCAUAUAACAGUCCCAUAAUAUUAUCAUACAGUUCUCAUAACCUCACCCCAUAGCACGUAUAGCCUAUGUACAGGAGUAUUAACAAAGGAUGUGUCACAAAAUAAUGUAUUUCUCUGACUUUGCAAAGUAAUGAUUAUAGGCUACAACAACAUUCUAUAAUCGGUCUUGCAACAAAAGUUAACGUAGUUAGUACAUAUAAGCCUUUGCUUUCAGAGAUAAACAUCGCUCAAGGCCAUAAACAUUACUCCAAUAGCCUAGAAAUGUAUUUUACGACAAAAAAAUGGAGGUAACAUUUAUUUUAGGAGAUAAGCAACCCCUUUAUAUGUUGUUCUCCAUUAAUACGCCUAAAAGGAAUAAUAAUAAUAAAUUAUUAUCACUUCUGGCAAGAUUACAAACUUCAAAAUCUGGUGAUCUAAGAAUACAUUUAAUUAGGCCUACCUGUUGUACACACGGCAUUGGCAUACAAUGUCAAAAUGAAACCAAUUAGUUGUUUUAAUGUCUCUUGGAAGAUUUAAUUGGGAGUGACAACAGCACAGUCGAGCGCAUCGAAAACAACGUCUCCAACUUUUAUUUUUGGAUACAUAACAUAUAUUUAUGUUAUUAGAAGGAAUAACCAUGUGCUCUAGAAAAAAAAAUGAACGAAAUGUAUCUUGUAUUUUCACCAGCCAAAUAUUCAAUUUGCAGUACCCACGUCUUCUUAUUGCACCUUGUGCACAAAAAUAUACAACUUGAACACUCAACAUGUCUCUAGAAAAAAAAUGGUUUAUAACCAAAUAUUAAUCAGUUCGCCUUUAGACUGUAUGCAAAUCGUCAAUCUUGAAGUAAAUGAGUCAGUUGAAGUGACGAAAUAAAACACUGAACGUGAGAUAAUCCAUAUCAGCCCUUAUUAAGGCCGUUCUCAAGAUGGUUCUAAAUUAAUUAAAUAUAGGCUAUGGUCAAACGGAUGGAAAAGCUCUAAUGGAAAACUAUUUGCUGCAUUGUGCAAAAUGCAUAAACAUAAUUUGUGUCUACCAUGUUCAUUAACUCUAUUUUUAUUUUACUUGUCUAAUUGCAGUAUUUUCUAAGUCUAUAUUGUGCCGUGUUGUGGGUUGAUGGUGAACUCAUAUUAAUUUGUAUUGUUCAUGUCUCCAACAGGACCUUCACCGUGGUAGAGUUGUGCCGAGGCCCUAACCGUGAAGCCUUUAGCCGCCGAGAUGGGGAGCAAAGCCCUGCCCGCUCCGAUCCCUCUCCACCCGUCUCUCCAGCUCACCAACUACUCGUUCCUGCAGGCGGUCAACGCCUUCCCCGCAGCCGUCGACCAGCUCCAGGGACUGUACGGUCUUAGCGCGGUGCAAACCAUGCACAUGAACCACUGGACACUGGGCUAUCCGCACAUGCAGGGACUAAGGUCGACUAUCACUGAGAUGGCUGCGGCUCAGGGCUUAAUGGAUCCCCGGUUCACCUUCACGGGGCUACCGUUCGCCGCACACCUCUUCCACCCGAAACAGGGCAUUACUCACCUUAUCCCCGGGCUGCACAAGGACCGACCACCGCGCUUUGACUUUGCCAACCUGGCGAUAGCUGCCACCCAGGAGGACCCGCCGAAGCCUGGGGAUCUUUCAAAGUUGACAGCGGGGCUCGGGGGCACGAUCUCUGAGUUCAACAAACUGUCGCCUGAUAGAAAACCCACCCGGGGAAGGCUUCCGUCAAAGACGAAAAAGGAAUUUAUUUGCAAGUUCUGUGGCAGGCAUUUCACAAAGUCGUACAAUCUUCUGAUCCACGAGAGGACCCACACAGACGAGCGGCCUUAUACCUGUGAUAUCUGCCACAAGGCCUUCCGAAGACAGGACCACCUGAGAGACCACAGGUAAGAAACAAAGCUCUGAAUGUAUGGGAUGAUAUGGCGUUGGUUUCUCUAAAAGGACAAACGCUUUGAUAGUGGUGUGUACAGAAUAGCGUCACGUCAUAUUGUGAUCGCGUUUUAUUCAUAUUCAUUUGACUUUGUUCACAAUUCCAGUAUUGUAAUGCACUGAAGUCAGACUUUUUUUCAUAUGUAGGUAUUUUUGUAAUAACUAAGCUAUGGUGCGUGCGCAGUGCAGCGUAGGCCUAGUCCAUAUUCCAAGAGGGCGCUAAAGCCCCUUCACGCACGAGAAUACAGAUCAAGUUGCACAACUGACAGGCACUUCUCAGCAUGACUCAACGGCUUUGGAAAUGCCACAAAGAAGAAAUGCCAUUAUAUGAAAGGUGGUCCGUUUUAACUGCGUCUCCUCUGUCUUCUAAUUUCCAGAUACAUCCACUCCAAGGAAAAGCCCUUCAAAUGUCAAGAAUGUGGGAAAGGAUUUUGUCAGUCUCGAACUUUAGCCGUUCAUAAAACAUUACAUAUGCAGGUGAGUCUUCCAUCCAAACCUAUAUCAUCUGCCAUCACAAAGCCAUAUUUAUUAACACAUUUGAUACCAAUCAACAUGUAUGUGAGUCAGCAAACUAUAUGAGGCAUGAGAGCUCACAUAUAUGUGUACUCAUGUUAUUACACGCGUCAUGUCUUAACGCAUGUGUCACUGAUCAAAUUUGGCAUAUUUUCUGAAACCUAAAAAUAUAUAUAUUUUGAUUACCUGUAUGGAUAGCGAUUGUGUCUCGACUAUAUUUGGCAUAUAUGGCAAUAACUGAAUGAUUAUGAUAAGCAGUUUAAAGAAAUAUAGGCUAGGCCUACAGACGUUCAUUUUGUUAGGGCACAGCUUACUUUCAACACAAUGUCAAUAACUGACUGAAGAUUCAUAUUAUAAUACAAUACAUAUAUUUCGCUAAAUAAACUAAAGGGAAUAAUCCUUUGCUUGCUUUAAAUCUAAACAGGAAUCUCCUCACAAAUGCCCCACAUGCGGAAGAACCUUUAAUCAAAGAAGUAACCUGAAAACUCACCUUCUCACCCAUACAGACAUCAAGCCCUACAGCUGUGACCGCUGCGGAAAGGUGUUUCGGCGCAACUGUGACUUGCGACGGCACAGUUUGACUCACACCCCUCGUCAGGACUACUAGCCUAUCUGAGAAGGCUGAUGAACAGCUAAACAAACAAACAAACAAACA
Molecule: messenger RNA, 4777 nt
Organism: Coregonus sp. 'balchen'
Lineage: Eukaryota; Metazoa; Chordata; Actinopteri; Salmoniformes; Salmonidae
Source: the annotation of a GenBank genome assembly